Messenger RNA from Phytophthora nicotianae INRA-310, 570 nucleotides. RefSeq lists its product as hypothetical. The transcript has 2 exons. The record is from RefSeq and is a predicted model, not a curated record. The annotation marks the transcript as partial. Lineage: Eukaryota; Oomycota; Peronosporomycetes; Peronosporales; Peronosporaceae.
AUGGCGAAACGGCGGUGUGGGAAAAAGCUAACGUGGCCACAGCUGUGGUCAAAGUUGAAGAAGUGCGGCUGGAUGCACGAGCCACCGAAAGGACUUCAAACCGAAUGUCGAUUCUUCACGCCGGAAGGCUGGAAGAAGCGCGGACAAGGACAGCAUUUGGUCGACUAUUUCGACGGCCCCGACGAAAUUUGGCAGCAUUUGCCGGAAAAGGUGCUGGACGACAUACUGGAUGAAGAGCUUGCCACAAAUGAAUCAUCCGACGACGCACCUACCAACAAGCGGCAAGCACACGAAACAAGGGCGCCGGGAAAGUCUGCUAGACCUGUACCGAAGCCUGCUGCAAAAGCCUGCAGUCCGGCACGAGCGCCCGCCAAGACGCCAGCACGCGCUCCUGCCAAAGCACCGGCACGUGUGCCCGCCAAGUCGCCAGCCAAGUCUUCAGCGAAGACACCAAGAAAGUCCCCUUCUCCAAAGACACCUUCGCGAGCCUACGCCUUGACAAUGAGCGAGGCGGUCGACAUUUCCACAGGAAACGAUCUGCUGAGCUCGGGUGAUGAAAGCGAGUUCUUC